Molecule: messenger RNA, 1712 nt
Organism: Toxorhynchites rutilus septentrionalis
Lineage: Eukaryota; Metazoa; Arthropoda; Insecta; Diptera; Culicidae
Exons: 4
Coding region: 823-1446 (207 amino acids)
Source: RefSeq, a predicted model, not a curated record
GUUCAGUCGACGUGUUUUUUUAUGUUGUUGGUAUGAGUUUUUUUUGUGCUUGCUCUUCUCAGUCUGAAACGAGACACUCUUCAGUAGUGACGUGCCUUCUCCAUCGCCUAGUAGUAGUGGCCCCGAGUUGAGUACUCGUUGUAACUUAUUCAAAAACCGACAUCAUCCGUACCAAACCGUACCGCCAUCGUAUUUACUACUAUGGCUGAAUGCUGCUGAUUCGCCGGUGCUUGUCAUUAAUUUAAAAGACAGAGCAAAAAAAAAACUAAAACUUUAAAUGACAGUUUCGAACAGUUCGUUCGUCGCGUUGUGUCGUUAGUGAUCUCAAGGAGCGGAAGUAGCGGAAGAUAUUGAUGAGCUGAUAGAGUGCAUCCACACGCGAUUGGUGUGCUGAAUACGAAAUUUGGAACUGAAUUGUUUUCAAGGGGUUUGAGCAGCACGCGAAAAAAAACGGAAAUGUGAUAGUUGCCAGAACGGCUAAAUCCGUUGGUGAUCUGAUAUGCUGAUACCUCUGGUGGAAUGAUGGUCGCAGUGUGAAGUGUGAGUCAUUGUGAUAACGAAAAGGAAAACGGGAAAAAGUGUCCUUAUUUUCUACAUUCAAAAGCGUUGUCGAUACGCUUUGUUGACACCCGUAGGCUAGGCCGGAUACGGAAAGAACGAUGCCUCUGGGAGAAAUAGUCUAACUAAUAGCCGCGAACGGAUACACGACUGAUAAGUUAUUAGCAACAGAGGUGACGGCAACGGCUACGACAGGCGAUGUGAUGAUAACUUGAAGUAUCCAUCACCAUCAUUCACCUGUUCUGGGCUACCUCGUGUCUCCGGAUGGCCUCGAUCUCCAACUUCCUCCAAGCAAGUUUGACAGCGCGGAUACAAAUCAUGAUCAUAUUCCUAUACCUGAUACUAGUCCUCGCCUGGGCUCUACUGAUAAUCGUCCUAAAAUGUAAGAAAGCACGCGCAAAACGACUCGCCGAGAUGGAAGAAGCGGCCCAGCAGGUUCACGUGGUACAGAUCGGAUCCAAUCUGUAUGACAUCAUGUCAAUCCAGCAACACCACCUGCACCGAUCCCCGUACGGCACAAUGUACGAUUGUUUGGGCACAUCGGACCAUCCGACGGGCGGAAAUGGCCACGGCCGAGCUCUCACAACGUCCGUCACACAUUCAAACGCAGCCUUCGUGGGUGACGACGGGAGCAUCUAUCCCGGCAGCCACAUAUCACCACUCGAGCCACCGCCAUCCUACGAAGAGGUGAUACGAUUACCGGCGCACUACCCCAAGGUGGAAACGUUUGUACCGGAGAUGGUGGUUCCACCGCAGCCUCCGCCACCGGUCGAGGGUCAGCCGCCAAACGCCGAUGGGAGUGCGAACGGAUCCACUCCGACGACCGGACCGACCGCCCCUGCUCAUAGCGAAGGUAGAGGCAAAACCGUCAUCUCCACAGUGAGCUAAAGACGUGCAUCCUAGUCCUUUGAACGGAAAUGUUAUCUUUUAGGGAUAUAGAGACUAUUAUUUAUAUGUACAUUUAUAUCAAUGUUUCACUUGGUAGGUUAAACAUAAUUUCGUUCGAGAUUCGACUGAACUGGGCUGGCAGAUGUGUGAUAAUUUGAACAAAGUUGACACGUUGGACAGAAUAAUAGUUUGCGAGAGCUGAAGCAUACUAGGAAAGCUACUCUUUGCCAUAUCAUUUUUGCUCACCGAAAUACACGAAUCUCUGU